AUGGCAGCUCUCAUCGGUGCAGGCAGCAUAGCGGCGGCGAAUCCUUCCUACAGCGUCCGACCGGCGGUGCCGCCUCGGAAGCUCACCGUCUCCGCGUCGGGACCGUCCGUUGUCUCUGGUUCGCCUUCAGCUUCCUUAUCGUGGAGUUUAGACAGCUGGAGGUCGAAGAAAGCGUUGCAGAUCCCUGUUUACCCGGACGCGGAGGCCCUGGAGUCGGUGCUGCAGUCGCUGGAGAGGUACCCGCCGCUGGUGUUCGCGGGGGAGGCGAGGAAGCUGGAGGAAAAGCUGGCGGAUGCAGCGGUAGGGAAGGCCUUCUUGCUCCAGGGAGGGGACUGCGCCGAGAGCUUCAAGGAGUUCAAUGGUAACAAUAUCAGGGACACGUUCAGGGUUUUGCUGCAGAUGGCAGUGGUUCUCACAUUCGGGGGGCAGAUGCCUAUCAUUAAGGUUAGAUCUCUCCCGGUCUCUGUUCUUUAGUUUUUUUAUGGAAUUUCUUUUCUUUUCGACAAAGGCAGUCUUCCCUUUAGUAUCCUCCUGGAUCAUUCUUUUCUGGUGUGUACUGAAACAGAUAGGCCCGCAAUAAUUUGACGAUUAUCCAGCGUGUGAUUGAAGUAUGUCUGAAAAAUGAUCGAGACUUGAUCCCCAUGGAAAAAUAAUGUGAUCAAUAUGUUAUUUUUUUCGUUCUGAUAUGGUUGAUGGUUGAUGACUGAUGAUGAAUGCUUGGGGAAGUCAUUCUUUCUGUCCUACGAUCUUAAUCUCCGUUCACUGUUCACUGUUCACUGUUCACUGUUCACUAUUCACUAUCUCUCAACAAUCAUCAGUCAUGGCUACCUAAUUUUGUUUUAUGCUGAAUUUGUGAAAUUGUAAGGUAUUGGAGUAAACAAAAGUUUCCAAUUUGGCUGCCAGCAUGUUAUGGACAUGACUAAGAACAUCUUGCAAAUGGCGUUAGCAAAGGAAGGUUUGGAGUUUCUUAUUCCAUCUUAUAGUGUCAAAAUACCGAAGAUUACUCUGAGUCACCAUGCUCACUUAUUAGUGAUGAUGAUCUGGUUAGAACGAUUGUUAAAGGCAGGACUUAAUCUGUCCUUCGGGUAUAGUGAUAGAACUUAUUUCCUUUAUUUGACAUGGGUUUUUAACAAAUCUAGUUAACAGGGCUGAUAGAACUGCGUUUGAGAGGCGCCAAAUCUGCUAGCUGAAUCUAAUAGCGGUGAUGUUUAAGGAAAUAAUCUUCUUUUAGUCUUUUCCGAUUUAAAAGCUACCGUUGUAAGUCUGGUACUGUAAUACUGCCUUUAGAUUUUCGAAGCACAGCUUUCAUGAUGACUAAACCAUUGUUCCACCACGUGACUGUUAUGUGAUGCAAUCCCUUGUUUCAGUAGUGAUAGCAUAUCUGUAAACACGUCUUCUGUUGUUAAUUGCAGUGAGUGGGCAUUUUGAUCCUACCGUUUUAAUCUAACUGAAUAUUGACUUAGUAUGCCCCUCCUUGCCAAAGCCAUGGCCGUGCUUACUUUUUGUUUACCUAGACCAAAAUAGUAUGCAAUGUUGAUAACAAGUUUCUUGAGCAACAAGAAGAAUACCACUAGUGCAGUUUUUGAUUCUCAUAAAGUGUGAUUUGUAUUUUUCUACCUAUGAUAAUUGAGAAAUGCCUCCCUAUCAUGAUGAUUUGAACUAUAGAAAGAUUGAGUUGAGUCACUGUUUGUUCUCCUGUGACCAGACUUUGGCCUUAGAAGAUCAUUGAACUUACCAAGAAAUUAAAAUUGUCUUUAUAGUUUGUAAGUUUUACAGUUACCUUUUCAUAACUUUUCAGUCAUGCUUAUGUUCCACUCAAAAUUGUCAAAACACUAGGUAAUGUAUUGUCCUUUAUUUAAAAUCUGUUUUAACCAUCAAUCAUGUUUGGUGUACAAAAUGUUUUUUUGUCUUUUGUGGUUCCAAGCUUGUUCGUUGUCUUAUGAAUGAAAUUUACCACGAAAUAAAUUGGCAAUUCAAUACUCACGAUCUCAAUGAAAUAAAUGAUUAAGUAGUACACCAAAAUUAUUUGCCCACAAUCUCAAAGGCACUACCAUUUUAUUGACAACUUAAGUACUUGAAAUAACUUUUUUCAAAAAAUUUUACUGCCAUAAUCUUCAGGAUAUCAGCACCACAUUUAUGAUAAUAGUCAACUAAGAAAUACUAAAUGAACAUAAAAUAUAAUUUUAUGAUGCUUAGGUUAUAUUUUUGUUUUCUUUUUUUGCUACUCCAAUAGUAGCAGAUAGAUCCUAUAUAAUGUCUGCAUCUCAGCAUCUUCAUGAACUCUACUGUUUUUCAUCUUCCUUGGAAUUAUAGAUCAAGUUUAGUUAGUCAUCUUGCAUCAGCCAAUCUAGAGGAAGAACAUUGAAAAAUAAUGAGAAAACAAGCCAUGUUAUGAAAGUGAAAACUGUCACAACUUCACGAUUGGUUAUUGUCCAUCUCUAUGCUUUGCUGUCUUUUGAAGUCAACAUUGUUUUGGAUUUGGAUAUUUAUCAUACAUCAUUCAAGUUAGUGAAAUAAUAAUUGAAAGGGACUGGAAAAUCAAAACUAUUUUAAGAAUGUUUUGGUUUCUGUCUCUAGUUCAUCAAGUAUUUCUAAACUAUUUUGUAAGUAAAUUACAGAAACAUGUACGCAAUGGUUUAUACAUCGUUGCCUCUUAUUGCCCUGUCAACAGUUGAUAGAAUGAUUUUGUAAUCGUUUUUAGUCCUUCGAAAAUUUUCUAUGGUUUUUGUUUUUAUAUUUUCUGCAACUUCAUUAUUAUAACGCAUUGCUAGUGCCCUCUCCAUUGCUGAACUUCAAGGUUUUUUUUCCAGCUUAGGGAUGUUAUUGAUUUUAUUUUGCUUUGUUUUACGUUACUAUUCAAGUUUCACACAAAAUAAAAUUUCUUCAGUUUUUCUUGAAAUUGGUAUUUUUUUACGCUUAUCCUACAUAUAACCUUUUUAUUAUUCGUUUAAGAAAAUGUGAAAAGUCGCAAAUAAAUGAGGUCUUACCUGGAUGGUUGUUUUGUUUAUUUGUUAUUUACACGGGAACAAUGCUUUCUUACCAAGAAAAUUGUUUCAAUUAGUUAAUUUUCGUUGACAACUCGAAUAACAUUUUCCUCUCUAAUAUCUUUUACAAUUUUCUUUCCCGUAAAGUCGAUCAUAUGGCAUUUCAUUAUCCAAUGCAUUAAUUAAUUGUUUCAUACAGAUUCGUCAACUGCAUGAAAUAUGGGCGAAUGAUUAGGACGUUUGCUACAAUCCAAUUUUAUCACUCCACGUUUGUAUGACAAAACAAACGUGGUGUAAAAGAAUCUUUAUUCUUACAAUUAAUGAUAAAUAAUCUUUAUCUUUUUUAUUAUUAUAAUAAUAAAUCUUUAUUUUCAUGGUGCAAUGCUUGCAUUAUCUUAUUACAUUUUUGAAAAAGAAACUUAAUAGUUUGUGAAUGUUUUGAGACGUACUUAAUCCUUGUUUGAUAACUUCUGGCAUAAUUUCAUGUUUAUUGAUCAAGUAGCGUUAUCUAAAAUUCUGCCUUGUAAAACGAUCAAGAACGUAUUUGUUUAUGUUUAUCGUCUUUUUCAGUGCAUCCUGCUGCGUACUGUUUUAUUGUUGCCUUUUAAAUUGACUUACUUUAUCCUAGCAUAUAUAAUGAUUGAACUAAUGGCUGGUACACUAUUAUACUUAGUACUAAUACAUUGGAAGAAUCAUCUUCUAUGUUUUCUUGUAUAUUAUUUUACUUCAGACGUAUUUGUAAUAAAGUUUGGAAGCCCAUCUUUUCCAAUUUGAUCUGAUUUCUGUCGCUGCACCACAUUUUACAGUGAAUAUUUGAGGCUAAACUUUUUUUUUUCACUUGGACAUUCGUCAAAAGUUCAAUCAACAUCGUUGUGUUGACCUUAUACAACAUCGCCAAAGAAUUUAAUAACGUCAAUCCUAGUGUUUAGUAGUGAAAGUUUUUCAUAUUAUUCACAUUCUCGGAGUCAUCCCGACAAUUACUCUUUCACUCUAGAAAAAAAAAUCCCUUCUUUGGACUGGCUUUUAUCAACGCAGUGGAUUUCUAAAUAUUAAUUCAAAACGUACGAACAUAGAAUCAAAUAAUCAGACCAAGGUUUUUGGUUUAGAUAACUUCAAUUUUGCACACUCCAACUCUGAUGAACAAAUUUACUGCUACGGGGAAACAAUUACAAAAACUGAGAAAAAACCCUCUAAAAUCCUUCUCUACUCGUCUGACAAAAUGCUUUACAGGUAUGAGAAGAAAACUGGGAUACCAAGUUUAUUUCCCCGUCCCUUUCGUUGCCUGCAUAAUAAUGUGUCCAGCUUCUAAAUUCUUUUUCUUCUGUCCAUUGGCCCAUGUUUUAUUAAAUUUUAGCCUUUUUUUAAGAUCAUCUAGUUCUCUCUGAUGUUAUUGUUUAAGUAACAUAUUGUUUCCUUCCGUAUGACAACAACAUAGUGAAUCAUUUGUUGUAGUUGCUCAUGUUCUUCCACUUUCCUUGUGCCACCUAUCCUUGAAUACUUGUCCUUCCAAAGCCUCAAUUCUUUCCCUUCCCCUGUUGAAAGUGUGUUUCAGUUGAAAGAAAUUCUGUGAUCAGAUCAGAAACUGUGUUGAAAGAAACUUGAUUUUUUUCCAACCAGGAUGUAAGAGUCAUCUAGCAGAGGAUAAAUACUUAUUCUCUUCACCACAUCAGAAAUAUUUUACCAGCAAAACUUCUGUCCACAGCAAAUUUCUCCUCCCCUAUAUGCCAUAGUAGCUUUGCCAGUAGAUCCAUAUUGCUUAUAUCUCAAUUAAUUAGACUCUCUACCUUUUCUUCCUUUGGUCUGCAAUUCCUUUUCCACUUCAUCAAGAGUGUAUUCACCCAUCUAGAAGUUCCAGUGGUUUCAGUACUUCUCCUCAUGGGCUUAGGAUUUUAGAUAUAUGGUGCUAGAGACGACACCACUGAUCAUUAGAACAAUAUCAGUGGCGAUGGCUACGUUUAUAGCCCAAUCCCAUUAACAUGUCGACGCUGACUUUUGCCAUAACUUGUUCCUUGGGAUGCCAUUUUGUAUUGAAUUAUUUUGUUCAUUGAUCUAUUGGUCUUUUGAUGCUUAUUUGACUUUAUUAACUGAAGUUAUCCAUGGCGAAGAGAAGAUGUGACAAACGUAGAUGAGUUAGAUUUAUGUAUCCUGCUCUUUUAUGAUUGAACGGAUCACUCGUAAAGGAUGUACAUUGGUCGGGGAAACUUGUUUUAUUUGCUGGCCAUAGAAAAGCCAGAAUUGGUCAUGAGAUGCAUCUAGUCUUAUAUAAUAUUUUUAUCACUGUGCAUCAUCUCUACUCUCAUUGGAAUGAUCUUCAGCUAAAUCUCUUAUCCUCGCUUUUCAUCAGGUUGGAAGGAUGGCUGGUCAAUUCGCAAAGCCCAGAUCUGAUUCCUCUGAGACAAGAGAUGGGGUAGAGCUACCUUCAUAUCGGGGAGACAACAUCAAUGGUGAUUCUUUCGAUGAGAAGUCUCGAAUUCCAGAUCCCCAGAGACUGCUCAGAGCCUACAGCCAAUCUGCUGGCACCCUGAAUCUUCUCCGGGCGUUUGCCACCGGCGGCUAUGCAUCUAUUCAGAGAGUCACCCAGUGGAACCUUGAUUUUCUGCAGCAUAGUGAGCAGGGUGACCGGUCAGUGCCUCACUUAGAAUUAGAAUUUUCCUUUUCAUGCAUGCAUCCAAUGGGUACCCCUAAUCUUCUACGAAUUUAUACAUAUAUGAAAUAUGAUAUGAUGGAGUUAUAUACAUAUGUUCAUAUGCAUGCAUAUGUAUAAAUCCUGAGUUGCUAUUGGUUGUGGGCAGAUACAUGGAGCUGGCACAGAGGGUGGAUGAGGCGAUUGGAUUCAUGACAGCUGCCGGUCUGACUCUGGAGCACCCCCUGAUGACCACAACUGACUUUUGGACUUCCCACGAGUGCCUUCAUCUGCCAUACGAGCAGGCGCUGACAAGGGAGGACUCGACCUCCGGCCUCUAUUACGACUGCUCAGCUCACAUGCUUUGGGUUGGCGAGAGGACCCGGCAGCUGGACGGUGCCCACAUCGAAUUCCUUCGCGGCGUGGCAAAUCCCCUGGGCAUAAAGGUAAUUAAUCCCAUACUGAUAGACCUUUAAACCAUUAGCUUGUUUUCUUUAUAAGCCUACAUAAAUAGACAAGAAAAAAAAACAAGUUCUUUCGUGAAUUGAUCCAAAAGGCACGACCCACCAUCUGUUCCUGAUCUUGUGGAUGUCUACUCGUCACUACUUGCAUAGGUGAGCGAUAAGAUGGACCCAUCUGAACUAGUGAAGCUGUGUGAGAUCCUCAAUCCUCACAACAAGCCCGGGCGGCUGACCGUAAUCACGAGGAUGGGGGCGGAGAACAUGCGGAUCAAGCUCCCUCAUCUGAUCAGAGCUGUUCGCGGAGCUGGGCUAAUAGUGUCCUGGGUGAGCGAUCCGAUGCAUGGGAACACCAUGAAAGCCCCCUGUGGGCUCAAGACCCGGUCCUUUGACGCAAUCAGGGUAUGGCUCUUCUCAAUCCUUAGUUUAGUGCUCUGUAUCUAACCAAUUUCUAUCUAAGUUUUUCUGUAGAAGGUAUAUCCCCUUAAAGCUAAGAUCAAUUGCUUGAGCUAGCUGCAGUCAUUUACAGAUUCUUUCUGACUGACCGACCGACCUUCCUAAUAAGAAACAUGAGUUUGAGCUCGCAUGACAUAUAGUUUGCUCUGAGUUUGUAGAAUGUUGUUCUCAAGUUAUGUUAACAACCUCCUAUCUGAUGACUAAUUCUCCCUCUCUACAUGCCAUGGCUACCACAGUCGGAGCUCAGGGCCUUCUUCGACGUCCAUGACCAGGAGGGCAGCCACCCAGGUGGAGUCCACCUGGAGAUGACCGGUCAGAACGUCACAGAGUGCAUUGGGGGGUCAAAGACGGUGACCUUUGACGACCUGAACUCGCGGUACCACACACACUGCGACCCCCGGCUCAAUGCCUCCCAGUCGCUGGAGCUGGCCUUCGCCAUUGCCGAGAGGCUCCGGAGACGGCGGAUCAGGUCGUGGGGGAAGUCCGCCUUUGCUCGAGUGCCAGAGGGCGCCACCGCCUAG
Spirodela intermedia is the source of this 7042-nucleotide messenger RNA. The record is from the annotation of a GenBank genome assembly. NCBI's taxonomy places the organism in Eukaryota, Viridiplantae, Streptophyta, Magnoliopsida, Alismatales, Araceae.